This is a messenger RNA of Hypanus sabinus (Atlantic stingray), 5417 nucleotides long. RefSeq names its product zinc finger protein 214-like. The transcript has a single exon. Gene Ontology annotation, cellular component: nucleus. Bases 820 to 1521 code for a protein of 233 amino acids. NCBI's taxonomy places the organism in Eukaryota, Metazoa, Chordata, Chondrichthyes, Myliobatiformes, Dasyatidae. The record is from RefSeq and is a predicted model, not a curated record.
UGAGGGGCCAAAGAGAUCACCAGCUCGUAACCCAGCACGGAUGGAAUGCGUGCAGGGGAGCCGGCCGGAUUCACACUCAGGACCUUUCAUCUCGAAGUCUGGCGCUGAUGCGCCAUGAGAGGGUUUCUGUUACUGUGGGGCCUGAUACCCUUUCAGCUCAGUGGGAACAGGGAAUAAUACCAUUGAAGAGAGUCAAACUGAGCCGUCACAUAUUGGAGAUGGCAGAAAUACCCCACCCUUAUACAGCAUCAGAGAGUUUGUGGGUAUUUCCAGGUACCAGCACUGUGCCCGGUUCGAAGAUGAUUUCUCUCUCCAACUUGGGUUUAACCUCACUGUAACAGUGUGAUAACAAAUCAAACCUUGGCAACUCAAGUGAUCUCAUAUCAAAUGUUGUCCUUCACCCACUGAUGGAUUUUAAAAUUUUUUACAGGUUAAAAACGACAAGGAAUUUGUCUAUGGGAAUUCAAACACAACACACCAGUUGUGCUGUCUCUGUCUAGAUAUUUAAGGAGCAACAGAUUCAAACAACCAUCCUUCCUGCUCAGACUGUGGGGAGAGAUUCACUCGGUCAUCUGACCAACUGACACGUCCGUCAUUUUACACAGGGGAGAGACCGUUCACCUGCUCAGACACUGGGAAUGGAUUCACUUGGUAAUCUCAACUGAAGCUACACACUGGGCAAGGCCAUUCAACUAUUCUGUGAGUGGGAAGGGGUUCAGUCGGUCUUCCCGCCUGUGGACACACCAGUCAGUUCACCCUGGGCAGAGGCUGGUCAUCUGCUGAAUUUGUGGGGAAGGAUUCACUCGGUCAUCUGACCUAAUGGCUCACCAGCGAGUUCACACCGAGGAGCGGCCGUUCACUUGCUCAGAAUGUGGGAAGAGAUUCACUCAGUUAUCCAGCCUACAGAGACAUCAGCGAGUUCACACUGGGGAGAAGCCGUUCACCUGCUCAGAAUGUGGGAAGAGAUUCACUCGGUCAUCCCACCUACUUGAACACCUGCGAGUUCACACUGGGGAGAAGCCAUUCUCCUGCUCAGAAUGUGGGAAGGGAUUCACUCAGUUAUCCAACCUACAGAGACAUCAGCGAGUUCACACUGGGGAGAAGCCGUUCACCUGCUCAGAAUGUGGGGAAGGAUUCACUGAUUCAUCCAGCAGACAGAAACAUCAGCGAGUUCAUAGCAGGCAGCGGCUGUUCACCUGCUCAGACUGUGGGAAGGGAUUCACUUACUCAUCUAAUCUCAAGGUACAUCAGCGAGUUCACACUGGUGACAGGCUGUUCACCUGCUCAGUCUGUGGGAAGGGAUUCAUUCAGUCAUCCAAACUACUGAGUCAUCAGCGAGUUCACACUGGGGAGAAGCCGUUCACCUGCUCAGAAUGUGGGAAGAGAUUCACUCGGUCAUCCCACCUACUUGAACACCUGCGAGUUCACACUGGGGAGAAGCCAUUCUCCUGCUCAGUCUGUGGGAAGGGAUUCACUUGGUCAUCUGGUCUCGAAAAACACCAGCAGGUUCACACUGGGUAGAGGCCGUUCACCUGCUCAGACUUGACAAAACUGUUUGACCAGGAAACAGAAAUCUGGGAGCUUUGAGCUGGAACAGCAAGAGCAAUAACCUGGAGUCCUGAAAAAGGAAGGAAAUCAAGUUGAGAUAAAAAAACAUCAAAGCAUCACUAAAAAGUUGUACUUUCACCUGCAGAGGGAAUCAGACAUGGCUGAUCAAGCUAUUGGGAAAUCAGUUGAGCAACUCAAGCUAGAGAGAAUGACAGCAAAACGAUUGUUUUCUCGUCUGGCCAACAGUAUUACCAGGACCUAUGAAGACAUGUCUGAAGAGGAGCUCAGAGUGAGUUUCAAUAAACUCACAAUAGAAGCCGAGGAAGUCAUGAAAGCCAAUGAUGAUGCGGAGGCCGGACUCACCGCAGAACGGGAGGCGGUGCUGAACACAGAGAAAGUAGCUGUGUUAACUGAACAGCAAAAAGCUGACCUGGCAAAGACGGCAAAUGAGUGUGAGUUGAAACUAAAGGAAAUCAGAAGGCUGAUCCUGGAGACUCUUUGGACCAACUUUGGAAAUGUUGAGUUGCUCAUAGCACUACAAGCAGCAGAGGAUGAAUGUGAAGACGUCACUGCUGUACAACCUGAUGGCCACCAGGAGGCGGACGGCUUCAUGCUUAACCACCUGCAAGGACUGGUAAAGACAGCGAAGGAGGUGGGAACGAUGGAACCGGCCAGGGGAUCGGAAGCACCUUCAGAGUCGCCUAAAGGGGCUCAAACACCAAAUCCCCAAGCUAGUUUCCAAGAAGGCCCACUUCAUACAGGCAAGGAGAAAGGAGGACGCUGAAAGACUAACACCGACGGCAUUGGGCUUUUCCUCCAAUUUUCCCACGCCAGCCAUCAGACUGAAACCGACGGCCCUUCACAAGUUUACUGGCAGCAUUUUCACAGGUGGAGAAAGGACUGGGAAGCACUCCAGAGGCAGAGAGAGCCAACCGGUUCAAGAGAGGUGGAAAAGGUUCAACUGCUGGACAGUCUUGACGACAAAGUCAGAAGAGACCUUCGCCUCAAAACUUAUAAAACUGCAGAUGACAUCUUCUGUGUUCUAGAAAACCGCUAUGGAAAUGGAGUGUGGAAAUCGGAAGUGGGAUAGUAUUGGCGCAGCAUGCGAGCCAAAAUGCGGGGGUUGCGGCUGCGGAAACUGCCAGCCAGGCGGCAAAGGAAUGACUCUUGCUGAAGAGAGGGAACUUGUAUACAAAUUCAUAUACAAAAAAAAAUCAAAGCAAUAGUGAUAAGGGAGAAAGAAAGGCAUGAAUAUUGACUUCUGUAACUUCUGUUAAUGCCCCUCCUCCCCUUCUUACCUCAUCCCUGACAAGCUUAGUUGCCCAUCACUCCACUUGUUCUCCAUCUCCCUCUGGUGCUCCCCUCCACCUUUCUUUCUCCCUAGGCCUCCUGUCCCAUGAUCCUUUCCCUUCUCCAGCGCUGUAUCACUUUUGCCAAUCACCUGUCCAGCUUUCAGCUUCACUCCACCCCCUCCGGUCCUCUCCUAUCAUUUUGCAUUUCCCCCUCCCCCAACUGCUUUCAAAUCUCUUAGUAUCUUUCCUUUCUGUUAGUUCUGACGAAGGGUCUCGGCCAGAGCCGUUGACAGUGCUUCUCCCUAUAGAUGCUGCCUGGCCUGCUGUGUUCCACCAGCAUUGUGUGUGUGUUUGAAUUUCCAGCAUCUGCAGAUUUCCUCGUGUUUGCACAAUAUACGAAGGAUACUUCACAUUAUGGAUCAUAUAUACAAAAAAGUAAAAUCAAAGCAAUAGUGAUAAGCGUGGAUGCUGAAAAGGCAUUUGAUUCGGUUAAUUGGAAUUUUCUUUACAGAGUUUUACAUAGAGUUGGUUUCCAUAACAAUUAUUAAAACUAUACAGGCACGAUAUGACAACCCUACCGCUAGGAUUAAAAUCAAUGGAUAUUUAAUCAAAUAGUCUUACCCUAGAAAGGGGCACAAGACAGGGUUUUGCAUGGUCAGCACUACUCUUCGCAUUAUAUCUGGAACCAUUAGCUCAAUACAUCAGACAAAGUGGGGAAUUACUAGUAAAGGGGCAGAGCAUAAAUUGGCUUGUUACGUGGAUGACAUUUUGAUCUAUCUAGGGCAACCAACAUACUCUUUACCUGAAUUGAUGCAAUCCUUUGAACAAUAUGGUCAAUUAUCAGGAUACAGGAUCAACAUAGAUAAAACCCAAUUACUUUCAUAUUACUACAGCCCAGCAAGAGAAAUUGAAAGUAGAUAACCCCGGGCAUGGCACACAGAGUCUUUCAAAUAUUUGGGCAUCAUUAUGCCAAAAGAUUAGGCAACAUUAUCAGAAUGUAAUUAUCAGCCUUUAUAUAAAAAGAACAUUAAGGAAUAUAUAGCAAGAUGGAACCCGAUUCCUUUCUUUUAGUUUCAGUUCAAGGAGUGAGUCUAUUAUAAUGAAUACACUGCCCAGACUGUUAUAGCUCUUUCAGCCCCUACCAAUAGAGAUUAAUCAAAAUCAAUUCAAUGAAUGGAACAAGAUGUUAUCAAGGUAUAUUUGGCAAGGUAAAAGGCCUAGAGUUCAUCUCAAAACUUUGCAAUUAGCAAAGGAAAAGGGUGAAUGUGGCCUCUUCGAGGUUAUUAUUUUGCAGCACAGUUGAGAGCUGUGAUGUGCUGGAGCAACCCAUCGUAUGACGCACAAAGGAAAAACAUUGAGGAGCGGGUACUUCCCAUCCCCAUACAAGCAGUUUUGGCUGAUAAUAACUUGCAAAGGUACAUAAAUACUAUUGAUAAUCCAUGGGUGAAAUUGACUCUUAAUAUGGAAAACUAUUAUAAAAGAAUAUAAUCUCGAGGGAGAUACUGCAAUUCUUCAAUGGUGUGCAUAUAACUCAGAUUUUACACCAAAUAAAUUGGAUGCUAGAUUUAAGGACUGGACAGCUAAAGGAAUAACAGUUCUUUGCAACAUAAUGAAAGAAGGAAUACUGUGACAGUAUGUAAAUAGGAUGCUUAAAAUUGUAUCCAAGGCAAGCACAUGCAUGAUAGAGCUAUUUAGAAAAGCAUAUAAUUCAGAUAACGGUAGUAGAAUUAUUACAAGCAUGUAUAAGAGUUUGUCAAAUCUUAAAACAUAUUUGACUUCAAACAUUAAAACAAAAUGGGAGAAGGAAGGAGGGAUAAUUAUAUCUGAGGAAGAAUGGACAAUAAUAUGGAGGUAUCAAUGGAAGUGUACCAGUUCUCAGAAAUGGAGGGAGUUCGGAUGGAAAAACUUGAUAAGAUAUUUCAUUACACCCUCCCAGAAAUCCCAUUAUGAUAGUAACAUCACUGUUUGCUGGAGAAACUGUGGACAUUGAAAUGCAAAUCAUUAUUAUAUUUUUUGUGACUGCCCUGUUAUCAAAAGCUAUUGGAGGGGGAUACACAAUGCCCUACAUGGCAUCGUUAGAUAUGAAAUACCCUUGGGGAGUAAGACCAUAUAUUUUGGAUGUAUACCUCAAUGGUUGAAAAAAGAUAAAUAUUUAAUGAAUAUAUUGUUGGCAGCUGGUAAAAAGACUGUUACUAGGAAAUGGUUAUCACAGGAGAGCCCAACUUUAAAUGCAUGGAUGGAAAUUACAAUGGACAAGAUGGAGAAGAUAAUCAUAAUCUGGAACAAAUUGAUUCAUACUGGGAAAAAUGGUUUAACUACAUAAUCCCUCUAGGCCUGCUUUUAUUCUCACAAAUCAAUGAAUAUGUUAUAAAAAAAGAUCACUCCCUACUUGUACAUAGUUUUUUUUUCCUUUUGCUUGUUUUUUCUUUCACACUUAUAGAAGUGUAUACCUCAGAUAAAUUCUAUGUGGGGAUUUGUGGCAUAUAUGAUUAUAUGAUAUAUAUUUACAAUGUCUGAAAUACAUCUUCUGGAAAUUUUUGUUUUAUGAUGAACUUCAAUAAAAAAAACGAAAAAACA